Molecule: messenger RNA, 1606 nt
Organism: Tripterygium wilfordii
Lineage: Eukaryota; Viridiplantae; Streptophyta; Magnoliopsida; Celastrales; Celastraceae
Product: GDSL esterase/lipase At1g29670-like
Exons: 4
Coding region: 1-1044 (347 amino acids)
Molecular function (GO): hydrolase activity, acting on ester bonds
Source: RefSeq, a predicted model, not a curated record
AUGGAGUGUAUGUAUUGGCUAGUCUAUCUUCUUGUGCUGGUGUUUCCAAACUUGGGAGAUGGUGUUCAUGGAGUGCAACAAGUGCCUUGUUAUUUCAUUUUUGGAGACUCUCUAGCCGAUAAUGGCAAUAACAACGUCCUCAACACAUUAGGCAAGGCCAAUUAUCCACCUUAUGGGAUCGAUUUCCCCGAUGGACCGACGGGCAGGUUUUGCAAUGGUCGAACCGUGGUCGAUAUAAUUGCUGAACUUCUGGGAUUUGAUGAAUAUAUUGCAUCAUUCAAAACCGUUGAAGGAUCUCAGAUUCUACAAGGCGUAAACUAUGGAUCUGGUUCAGCUGGUAUUCGCGACGAAACUGGAGAUAUGUUGGGUGCUCAGAUCAGCCUAAACGAGCAAUUACAAAACCACCAAAUUACCAUAUCAAAGAUGGUCAAUUUACUGGGAAAUCAGAGACAAGCUGCAGAGCACCUAAACAAGUGUUUAUAUUCAGUUGGAAUGGGCACUAAUGAUUACACAAACAACUAUUUUGUGCCACAAUAUUACAGCACAAGCACACAAUACACACCACAGCAGUUUGCAGAUGUUCUUACCCAACAAUAUUCACAGCAACUAAGGACUUUAUACAAUCAUGGAGCAAGGAAGGUUGCUUUGUUUGGAUUGGGAUACAUAGGCUGCACACCACGUGCAACUAAGACUUAUGGCACCAUCAAUGGCUCUUCCUGCGUCGACAGAUUGAACGACGCAGCGCUGCUUUUCAACGACAAACUCAAAUCGCUUGUAGAUCAGCUCAACAGUGAUCUUACUGAUGCAAGGUUUCUGUAUAUCAACUCUAUGGAUAUCUCGUCGCGAACGAUGAAUUCUUUCCCAGGUUCUAAUCGAACGACGAUUACGUGCUGUCAAGUAAAUAAAUCUGGUCUAUGUGAUCCUUUCAAAACUCCAUGCCCUGAUAGGAACUCGUAUUUGUUCUGGGAUGCAUUUCAUAAUACUGAAGCUUCAAAUGUCAUUACUGCUAGGGAAUCAUACACUCAAAUCAAGUCAAUAGUCUAACUCUCAGUUAUAGGCAACUGCACCUUACCCCAAUAAAAUAAGUCUGCGUAUUCAGAGUAUUCUCUAUGUUUCUUCUUUCGUUUAGCUACGUAUUGAUGCAGUUCGUACCUUUGAUCCGUUUCUGUUCUGCAUUAUAUAUUGUAAAUCACUUUGUUUGCAAUAAGAUAUCUACAUGAGCAUGCAAAGAGGCUCUACAUGGCAACUGGGAUUCAUAUCCCCUCUUUCCCUUCCUUGUAAAGGUCUUUGUCAAGGCUAAAAAUUUCACAUCGGUAUAAUAUAACCCAACUGAGUCAUUUAUAAGCGAAGCGCAUCUUUUCUCACAUUGUAGACCGGUAUAAAUAAAACUUUGAGAGUAAAUCGGUGUAUCCUACUUAAAUAUACACAUUCAAGUAUUCAACUGGUUUCACCAUUAAAAGACAGAUAGAAGAAAGAGUAGGCCAGAGUACAGACGAUAAGGAAUAUCUAUAUAUGUCAAUGAUAAUCUGUCACAUAAUCUUAGGCACAAGCAUUCAACACAAACCAAAUAUUAAGAAACCCCUCUCUGACAAGAUAAACCGCUACG